AUGUCAACAAAUAACCCGACCGCGUUCGGACCUCUGGUGCUGCAUGGCCCGGACGUACCUGAAGCAGACAUCGUCUUCAUCCACGGCCUCGGUGGCGACCGCAAACUCACUUGGACAAAAUCAGCAACUGGAAGUACCCAAACGUCAUGUUUCUGGCCCGGACAGCUCCUUCCCACGGACAUACCCACGGCCCGGAUCAUCACGUGGGGCUACGCCGCACAAUCCAUCAAAGCAUUCGACGUCGUCUCCGUCGCGAAUCCAACUCAACAUGCACAAAAGCUAUGCAACGAGCUGGCGAGCCUGCGCGAAGGGGUCGAAGAUCGUCCGCUACUGUUCGUCGCGCAUAGUAUGGGCGGUAUUGUUAUCAAGAAAGCGCUUCUGCAGUCGAAAGAUUCGAACCAAGUCGAUAUUGCGCCCAUUGCGUCGGACACGCGUGGUGUGAUCUUCAUGGGAACGCCGCAUUGUGGAUCGAAGCAUGCGGACUUUGCUGCAUGUCUAUUGAAGAUUGUCAGUCUGGUGCACUCCGACAAUGCGAAUCUUGUGAACGCAUUAAAGAGCCAGGAUGCGACGCUACAAGAACUGGAACACACUUUCCAGCAGCUACUUGCGAAGCGCCGUGGCACGGAUGCGGCGAUAGAAGUACGAUGCUUCUAUGAGACGGUGCCGGUGGACAGCAGGAUUGGUGUCGUUGUGCCCCCUCAUUCAGCUGCGCCACCGGCGUAUGAGAACUCAAUUGCUGUGGAUGCAAAUCAUGUUGGCAUGACUAAGUUCUCGGGUGCUGAGGAUCAGACUUACAAGAAUGUGCUUGCGGAGUUGAGACGGAUGAUUAAGCUUGCGAAGGAGAGGAAAGAUGCUGGCACCGAAGAUGGUAAAGAAUGGUCUCGAACGACACACAUUGGCGACAAUGACCGUGGCGCUUUAGCCUUUUAUGGGAGUCCGACUGCGAAGGGAAAUAGUGGAGGUACCUAUCAUUACGGCCGCAAGAUGAAAGACAAUGUCAGCGCUGCCACUGUUGGCUCGAUCAGCACAGUUACUAUUGCCCUUGGAUUGAAUGACUUACUGUGGUAA
This is a messenger RNA of Parastagonospora nodorum SN15, 1068 nucleotides long. RefSeq lists its product as hypothetical. Bases 1 to 1068 code for a protein of 355 amino acids. Lineage: Eukaryota; Fungi; Ascomycota; Dothideomycetes; Pleosporales; Phaeosphaeriaceae. The record is from RefSeq and is a predicted model, not a curated record. The transcript is spliced from 3 exons.